UUAUAUUAUACAUACAUAUGGAUUCUUCCAAGGCCUUCUUCUCCCACUCUUCCUUCAAAGCAUCCAUAGCCAAGACACUCUUCUUCCGUGCACUCUUCCUUGCCUCUGCUAUCUCCUUGCUUUCCUUGCUCCGAUUCCUUCCUACUCUCCACUUCCUCUCAGCCUCACUCGCCCCUGAAACACACCUUCAGUGUCUCAACCAAAACACUUCUGGCUCUUACUUGUUCCAGAGCAGGGUCUACAACUCCUUCUGGGACUCCUUCAACUGCAUCAACCAUGCCAACUUCACUACCUCUGCUGUCAAUCACCUAUUGCGUAACCACUUCUUGAACCGUAAAGCUACCUCCCUCUGCGUUGGACAACCCUCACCAAUGCCUGCUGUCUCUGCAAUGCGACAACUUGGCUUCACUAGUGUCACCGCUGUCUCCCUAAGCCACAACACACUCUUGUCUCAGCUUCACUAUCAGGACUCUUCCUUUGACUUCGUCUUCACCAAGGAUGUGGACAAGGUUUCUGUGCCUGCAUUGCUGCUGCUUGAGGUGGAGCGGGUCCUCAAGCCUGGGGGAAUUGGCGCACUGCUUAUACGUCCCAAUCAUGCUCCUUCUUCCUCAGUUUCAUCCAUGUUGAGAUCUUCAAGUGUUGUGGAUGUCACUCUUGUAAACGGCAUUACCCUUGUGGUUUUCAAGAAAAGAAGCUCUUCUGCAUUUGUCUUCAAUCACCACCUUCAAGGAGACUGUCCAAGUUUGAACUCCACCAAGCCUCUUAUAGAGCUCAUGGAGCCUCUUGCUGAUGAGGAAACAUCUCAAGAGCAUGAGAAAAGAAUCUCAUACUUGCCUAAGUUUGUGAACAUGUCUAAUAGGAAGAGAUUGGUGUACAUUGACAUUGGAGUUGGUGGGGUGCCUAACAAUGUUACUAAUUGGUUCUUUCCAUCUUACCCCAUUGAUUUUAGAGAUUUCAAUGUAUACUUUGUUCACUACAAUACUUCCAUCUUGUUGUCUCAUGUGAAAAGGCCUGGCAUAACCUUUGUUUAUCAUCCGGGGUUGUCCUCGUCCUCCAAGGGUGAAGAGUUUGACUUCCAUGCAUGGUUCAAAGAGACAGUGCAGCAGGCUGAUUUUGUGGUGUUGAAGAUGAAUGCAGGGAAUGUUGAAAUGAAGUUUCUAAGGGAUAUGUUUGAAAGUGGAGCCAUAUGCUUUGUUAAUGAAUUGUUUCUCAGCUGCUCAGAAAACACGGAAGAAAAAGGUUGCAUGGAUAUUUACAAGGGACUCAGAGAUAGUGGUGUCUAUGUUCAUCAAUGGUGGGAAGCAGAUGAGUUGCAUCAAGGGUCUAACAAGGUGGUUGAUGUUCGGUAAUUAUUGAGUUUUCAGAUUCUUGUGUUCAUGGUUUAUUUGAUUAGAGAAAGAACUAUUUAGUGUUGUUGCUGUUGUGUACUACUUUAUCUAAUGUUAUGACUUAUGCAUAUCCACGUUAAUUUAUAAA
Messenger RNA from Arachis duranensis, 1476 nucleotides. RefSeq lists its product as uncharacterized. NCBI's taxonomy places the organism in Eukaryota, Viridiplantae, Streptophyta, Magnoliopsida, Fabales, Fabaceae. Bases 18 to 1349 code for a protein of 443 amino acids. Gene Ontology annotation, molecular function: S-adenosylmethionine-dependent methyltransferase activity. The record is from RefSeq and is a predicted model, not a curated record. The transcript has a single exon.